CCAGGGCGGGAAUGGGUGUGACAGGGACGGAAGCCGAGAGGGCCUGCUAAGUGUAGGCGCUGGACAGUUGUGAACCACAGGGUCGUAGCGAUGAUCCCGCCGCAGGAGGCGUCCGUCCGGCGGCGGGAGAUCGAAGACAAACUAAAACAGGAAGAGGAGACGCUGUCCUUCAUCCGAGACAGCCUGGAGAAGAGCGACCAGCUCACCAAAAACAUGGUGUCCAUCCUGUCAUCCUUUGAAAGCCGCCUUAUGAAGCUGGAGAAUUCCAUCAUCCCGGUACACAAGCAGACAGAGAACCUGCAGCGGCUCCAGGAGAAUGUUGAAAAGACUCUCUCCUGCCUGGACCACGUCAUCAGUUACUACCAUGUGGCCGCCGACACCGAGAAGAUCAUCAGGGAAGGCCCCACAGGUAGGCUGGAAGAGUACCUAGGAAGCAUGGCCAAAAUUCAGAAGGCUGUGGAGUACUUCCAGGACAAUAACCCAGACAGCCCAGAGCUCAACAAAGUGAAGCUGCUGUUUGAAAGGGGGAAGGAGUCCCUGGAAUCAGAGUUUCGCAGCCUGAUGACCCGGCACAGUAAGGUCGUCUCCCCUAUACUCAUCCUGGAUCUGAUCAGCAGUGAAGAGGAGCUGGAGGUUCAGGAGGAGGCGCCCCUAGAGCACCUGCCCGAGAGUGUGCUCCAGGACGUGAUCCGGAUCUCCCGCUGGCUGGUGGAAUAUGGCCGAAACCAAGAUUUCAUGAACGUCUACUACCAGAUUCGCUCCAGCCAGUUGGACCGCUCCAUCAAAGGUCUGAGGGAGCACUUUCGGAAGAGCAGUUCCUCCUCCGGAGUUCCCUAUUCCCCUGCUAUCCCCAACAAGAGGAAAGACACACCCACCAAGAAGCCUGUCAAGCGGCCAGGGACGAUCCGUAAAGCUCAGAACCUUCUGAAACAGUAUUCCCAGCAUGGUCUAGAUGGGAAAAAGGGGGGCUCUAACCUCAUUCCUCUGGAAGGUCACGAGCAUGAUUUCCGAGUUAAGCAUCUGUCCGAGGCCCUGAACGACAAGCACGGGCUGCUGGCUGGGAGAGAUGACAUGUUGGACGUGGAGACAGACGCCUACAUCCACUGCAUCAGUGCCUUCGUCAAGUUGGCUCAGAGCGAGUACCAGCUGCUGAUGGAUGUUAUCCCUGAGCACCACCAGAAAAAGACUUUUGACUCCCUGAUACAGGAUGCUUUGGACGGGCUGAUGCUUGAGGGAGAGAACAUCGUGUCGGCUGCCCGCAAAGCCAUCAUCCGGCACGACUUCUCUGCGGUGCUCACUGUGUUCCCCAUCCUGCGCCACCUCAAGCAGACCAAGCCUGAGUUUGACCAGGUGCUCCAGGGCACGGCCGCCAGCACCAAGAACAAGCUGCCCAGCCUCAUCACCUCCAUGGAGACGGUCGGAGCCAAAGCGCUGGAGGACUUCGCCGACAACAUCAAGAAUGACCCGGACAAGGAAUACAACAUGCCCAAGGAUGGCACUGUGCAUGAGCUCACAAGCAACGCUAUUCUCUUCCUGCAGCAGCUCCUGGAUUUCCAGGAGACAGCAGGCGCCAUGCUGGCCUCCCAAGUUCUUGGGGACACAUACAAUAUUCCUUUAGACCCCCGAGAGACCAGCUCUUCAGCCACCAGCUAUAGCUCCGAGUUCAGCAAGCGCCUCCUAAGCACCUAUAUCUGUAAAGUCCUGGGCAACCUGCAGUUGAACUUGCUGAGCAAGUCCAAGGUGUAUGAAGACCCGGCUCUGAGCGCCAUCUUCCUGCACAACAACUACAACUACAUUCUCAAGGCCCUAGAGAAGUCUGAGCUGAUCCAGUUGGUGGCAGUGACCCAGAAGACUGCCGAGCGCUCCUACCGGGAGCAUAUUGAGCAGCAGAUCCAGACCUACCAACGCAGCUGGCUAAAGGUCACCGACUAUAUCACCGAGAAGAAUAUACCUGUAUUCCAGCCAGGAGUCAAGCUCCGGGACAAGGAACGGCAGAUGAUCAAGGAGCGAUUCAAGGGCUUCAAUGAUGGCCUUGAAGAAUUGUGCAAGAUCCAGAAAGCCUGGGCUAUUCCAGAUACAGAGCAGAGGGACAAGAUUCGCCAAGCACAGAAAAACAUUGUUCAGGAGACCUAUGGAGCCUUUCUGCACAGGUACAGCAACGUGCCCUUCACCAAGAACACUGAAAAGUACAUCAAGUACCGUGUGGAGCAGGUGGGCGACAUGAUUGACCGCCUCUUUGAUACGUCCGCCUGAGCUUGCCGCAGGCCUGGCCUUCAUCUGCCAGACCUACCAUGUUCUCGGACAGAUAAAUCAGUGUUAACUUGC
This is a messenger RNA of Erinaceus europaeus (western European hedgehog), 2325 nucleotides long. It is a transcript of the gene EXOC7, whose product is annotated as exocyst complex component 7. The record is from RefSeq and is a predicted model, not a curated record. The coding region runs from base 91 to 2253 and encodes 720 amino acids. The transcript has 21 exons. Gene Ontology annotation, cellular component: exocyst. Gene Ontology annotation, molecular function: phosphatidylinositol-4,5-bisphosphate binding. Gene Ontology annotation, biological process: exocytosis. Lineage: Eukaryota; Metazoa; Chordata; Mammalia; Eulipotyphla; Erinaceidae.